Molecule: messenger RNA, 990 nt
Organism: Puccinia triticina
Lineage: Eukaryota; Fungi; Basidiomycota; Pucciniomycetes; Pucciniales; Pucciniaceae
Exons: 4
Coding region: 1-990 (329 amino acids)
Source: RefSeq, a predicted model, not a curated record
AUGGCCCACUUCCUUUCAACCCGGGCCCCCACCAACGGCUUGGCUACUGCCAAAGUAGUACAGUGCAAAUGGCAGGAGCCGCCCUUCUUGGAAUUGUUUCUGGAUCCUGAGGUCAUUCUAUCGACCGCGGCUGACUGCCCAACGCGAGUCUCCAAACCGCUUGCGCCACACAAGCUUUCCGCCAUUGAGCAUUACUUCACGUUGAUGGGCAUUCAAAAAGUGAACCCCCUGCAACGGGCUAUCCCGGCUGCUACUCAUACACCGGCCUCAGAGCGCAUGCUUCAGUCGUUGGGCCCAAAACUGGUGGACCACACCAAGUUAUCUAGCAACGGCGUGGAUUCAAGUUACGGCUGUCUGAGGUUCAACAACAGUCUUGAUUUGGCCCCAAUUGGAGCUAGUAAACUGAAGCCGUUAUCUGGAACGACCUUACCACUAUUCCGGGCCUUGUUUGGCAAUUUUGAUCAAGGUUUGUUGCCGGUCAGUGCGGUCUCAUCCCCAGGCUUGCCAGCUCAGUCCGGGAGCUUCAAGCAGACUGGCCGCAGCACAACAGGCAGACCCAAACUGAUCCACCCCUUGUUGAUGAAUCUGACGGCAAGUUUCAGUUGGCCUGGGCAGAAGAAGACUGCAGGCAACAACACGGAGACAGGAGACUUGCUGGUGCCCAGCAGCCUCGCCCAUAAACUCUUAGGCCACAACAAGGAUAAGCUUGAGCAGACCGGCAAGCAGCUGAUCAGCCUCAUCCACUCCCUCAUCAUGCGCAUCAAUGAGGCCCACUGGCAGACUAUUCUCGCCCAAUCCGCGGCCCGUCUCGCGCCCUCUUAUCCCUUCUACCCCUCGCCCAAUUAUCUCGUGGCCCGGCCUAUUCCAGGCUUGAAAUGCACACUGUUUUGUGCUUUAUUUUUGGCAAGCAUAGCCGAGAGCGCCGCUAUGAAAUUCAUCUGGCAGGCCUGUCUGAAAUGGCACCGCACAGAACAGUCCGGCAUCAUGUAG